AGAACCGGAAAGGGAACCGGAAGGAAAACAAAACUCAAAUCUGGUGUUUGACCUAAAUUAACAUGGCGGCUCCCAUGACUGUCUCAUGCUGACCGUUAGGCACAAACCUUAGUUUUUCGUUAAAUAGUUACAGUUUUUCCAGGCAGAUUAUGGGUCUUUCUUGAUCCGUGAAGACAUCAUUAGGUGACGCCAUGUUGGCAUCAGUGGUUGUCGCGGCAGCAGCCUCUAGAGGGAAGUUGAGGUCGCUAAUCUCUGGGAGCAGGAGACUGUCCAGCAGCCACCUUGGCUCCCAGGAUGGAGGUCCCCACCCUCCGCCCGAAACCCCCGCUCCUCUCCUGGGAAGCGAGCCGCCUGCAAUGGAGCGGAGACCCAGGAAAGACCCCAGCGACUGCUCCGUACUCCUCUUCCCCGGCCAGGGCAGCCAGUUUGUGGGCAUGGGUAGAGGACUUUUGAAGUACCCUAACGUUAAGGAAAUGUUCACGGUGGCCCAGAAGCUCCUCGGGUACGACCUGCUGUCUCUGUGCCUGGAGGGCCCCGAGGAGGAGCUGAUGAAGACGGUUCACUGUCAGCCGGCAGUGUUUGUCACCUCACUGGCUGCGGUAGAGAGGCUCAACCACGAAAACCCCAAGGCCAUUGAGACGUGUGUUGCUGCUGCGGGUUUCAGCGUUGGAGAAUUUGCUGCCCUGGUUUUUUCUGGUGCCAUGAACUAUGCAGAAGCUCUGUAUGCGGUGAAGGUCCGUGCAGAGGCCAUGCAGAAAGCGUCUGAGCUGGUUGCUAGUGGGAUGCUGUCAGUCAUCGGUAGGCCACAGGCCCAGUAUAAACAUGCCUGUGUGCAGGCUAAAGAGCACUGCACAAGCCUGGGGAUCAAGGAGCCGGUUUGCUCUGUGGCCAACUAUCUGUUCCCCGAUGGUAGGGUCAUCGCAGGGCACCAAAAGGCUCUGGAUUUCCUCCAGCAAAAUUCCCGACGUCUCCAGUUCGUGAGGACCAAACCUCUCCCAGUCAGCGGGGCUUUUCACACCGAGCUGAUGGAGUCGGCUACUGAACCCCUCAGAGAGGUGCUCAGACAGGUGGAGGUCCGUCGCCCCGAGAUCAACGUGUACUCCAACGUGGACGGCAAACGCUACAUGAAUGAGAGCCACGUGCGAAGGCAGCUGGUGAAGCAGCUGGUGUCGCCUGUGAAGUGGGAGCAAACUCUGCACGAGAUCUACGAGAGGACGCAGGGAAGGAAGUUCCCCCACACCUACGAGGUCGGCCCCGGAAAGCAGCUCGGCGCCACACUUCAAAAGUGUAACAUGAAGGCCUUCAAAACGUACACACAUGUGGAAGUCACCACUUAUGAAGACUGAAUGCAGAGAUGUGGAGGUCAAAAAAUGGGCUUCAGUGCUCGUUUUGGUGUGGCCAUGACCGGCAAGACCUGUUAAACCUGCAAGCUCCUGUGGUUGCUUGUUAUGGUCUUGUUUGUGUAUAAUUAUUAUUAUUAUUAUUAUGUAAUUAAAUAUUUUUUAUUAA
Molecule: messenger RNA, 1509 nt
Organism: Perca flavescens (yellow perch)
Lineage: Eukaryota; Metazoa; Chordata; Actinopteri; Perciformes; Percidae
Product: malonyl-CoA-acyl carrier protein transacylase, mitochondrial
Exons: 5
Coding region: 192-1346 (384 amino acids)
Molecular function (GO): transferase activity
Source: RefSeq, a predicted model, not a curated record